AUGCGAUCACUGUACAGUUUGAUUUCCAUUCUUUUCCUCUAUCUUUUAGCUUACAACAUUUUCAACAUCUUCUGCACCCAAAUCCCUGUUCCGGCCAAAUCUCCACCGGAGACCAACACUUUCUUAACAAAAAAUGUCGCCGGAAAAACCAAACCCCUUUCCUCUCCGCCUUUGGAACAAUCAUCAAAGCAAGAAAUCUCAAGCAAGAAAAAACCGCUUUUGCUUGAAGAUAAAAACUCUGUAAUGCCGGAAAACCGAAACACGGUUUACAGCCCGAAAAGAAGGAAAAAUCAAAGGCGCGCUUUGGAGAUUCUAAGGUCGUCCGAGGACGUCUCGAAAAACUUCGAAUCUCGAGUGUCCAACUUCUUCUUCGACGCCAACUCAUCAUCAUGCGAGCUCCGUUUCUUCAUGAUUUGGAUCUCCUCACUCGACUCCUUCACAAAUCGAUCCAUUUUCUCCAUCGAGAGUUUGUUCAAAGCACAUCCAAACGGGUGCCUAGUCAUCGUGUCCCGAUCAAUGGACACGAAAAAAGGCGCGCGAAUCCUCACUCCCUUCGCCGAAAAAGGCCUCAAAGUCACGGCAAUCUCGCCCGACUUCAACUACUUGUUCGGUAAAACCGCGGCCCGUGCGUGGUACAACAGUCUAAAGCACGGCAAGAUAAACCCCGGGCGCAUCUCCUUCGGCCAAAACCUCUCGAAUCUCGUCAGGCUAGCGGUGUUGUACCAUUUCGGGGGCGUUUAUCUCGACACUGAUGUGAUCGUCUUGAAGAGCUUCCGGAAGCUUAGGAACGUGAUCGGAGCGCAAGCUGUCGAGCGCGUCACGCGAAAAUGGAGCCGAUUGAACAAUGCCGUGAUGAUUUUCAAAAGGGGACAUCCGCUUCUUGUGAAAUUUAUCGAGGAAUUCGCGCGCACGUUCGAUGGGGACAAGUGGGGCCACAACGGGCCGUAUUUGGUUUCGAGAGUGGCUAUGAGGGCGAGUGGGGAUGUCGGUUGCGAUUUUACGGUUUUGCCCCCCGAGGCGUUGUAUCCGGUGGGUUGGAGGGAGAUCAGAGGGCUUUUCGAGGGGCCGAAGAACUCGAGUCAUUCGAAGUGGAUUGGUGGGAAGGUGAGAGAGAUUAGGAGGCAGAGUUUUGCAGUUCAUUUGUGGAAUAAGCAGAGUAAGGUGUUGGAGGUGGAAAAAGGUAGCAUUGUUCAUCGAUUGAUGUUUGAGUUGUAG
Molecule: messenger RNA, 1215 nt
Organism: Striga asiatica
Lineage: Eukaryota; Viridiplantae; Streptophyta; Magnoliopsida; Lamiales; Orobanchaceae
Source: the annotation of a GenBank genome assembly